AUGCUACCCCCCUUUGAUUAUCUCACAUACCGUCGUCUCCGGGAUCACAAGCGGAGAGAGCGAGCAGCUCGGUUUGCUUCGCUGCCGGCCGAAUACCACACUCCCUUCACGGCCACUGACAAGGCGAUCAUCAACAAGCCGAUCCAGGAGUUGGUAGAGGAGGUCCACGCUGAAUCACUAGCGCCCCUCGAGGUUCUCCGCGCCUACGGCAAAGUAGCUGUCAAGGCUCAUGAGAAGACCAACUGCGUGACCGAGCUUCUUCUGCCCGAGGCUGAAACAUGGGUCCAGACGGAAGUCAACCUGCAGGGACCACUGGCGGGAAUUCCCGUCUCACUGAAGGAUUCGCUCCAGAUCAGAGGAUUCGAUACCACCCUGGGAUACACCAAGUACGCUUGUAAACCAUACAAGGAAGAUGGGCCUAUGACCAAGCUUCUGAAAGAUGCUGGUGCUGUGCCUUAUGCCAAGACCGCCCUGCCCGUGACGCUGUUGUCUUUUGAAUCGGCCAAUGCUCUUUGGGGUCCAUGCCUCAACCCUCAUGUACCCGAAUACUCCCCUGGCGGUUCUACUGGUGGUGAAGGUGCCUUGCUGGCACUGGGCGGUCGCAUUGGUAUCGGAUCUGACGUUGCCGGUUCUGUCCGAGUUCCCGCGGCCUGGAGCGGUAUUUACUCCCUGCGCUGUAGCACUGGUCGGUGGCCGAAAGUCGGCGUGCAUACCAGCAUGGCGGGCCAAGAAGGUGUUCCAAGUGUCUUCAGCCCGAUGGCUCGAACGCUGAAUGAUCUGACCUACUUCACCAAAGCUAUUGUUGGAAUGGAGCCGUGGAAGUACGAUUACACCGUUCAUCCCAUCUACUGGCGGGAGGGUGAGGAACAGGAGGCCCAGACUAAGAGGCUUCGAAUCGGUUUGAUGAGCAGCGAUGGUGUCAUCCCCCCUACCCCGGCCAUUGCGCGUGCCUUGUCGACCACAGCCACUGCUCUCAUUGGGGCGGGCCAUAUAGUUUCGGAGAUCAAGCCACCAGUCACGGCCGACCCGUUCACAGGCCUACAUCUUGCCUCGCAGCUUCUCAACUCUGAUGGUUGCGUCACUUUUAACUCUCACCUACACAGUUUCGAGCCCUCCGACCCGGGCGCGGAUCAACUUACUCGGAUUUCGAACCUACCCCGUCCACUGCGAUACCUCUAUUACCUCUGGGUGCGAUACGUCCGCCGAGAUGUCCAGUGGGCGAAGUUGAUUCGCACCUUCGGUCCCAAAUCGGCCGCCGAGCUUUGGAAGCUGACCGCGCAGCGUGAAACCUUCCGCGCAACCUGGCAUGCCUGGUGGGAUGGUGCAUCACAGCAGUACGACUUUAUCUUGUGCCCUGUGAACGCUACCCCGGCUCUCCCCCACAAAGCUAUGCAUGAUGCGGUUUCAUCUUGUGGGUACACCUUCCUCUGGAACUUGCUAGACUACACAGCGGGUGUGGUGCCUGUGUCGCACGUCGACGCGAAGAAAGACGCUCUCCCGGGUCCGUACAAGAAGGUUCUCAAGCAACUCGGGGCCGAUGGGGCCCUGUCUCGCGGUGCCUGGAAGCAUUACAAUGCGACUAAGAUGGCGGGAUUGCCGACCGCGGUGCAGGUGGUAGGCCGCCGGUGGCAGGAGGAGAAGGUGUUGGGGUACAUGGCGGCGGUUGAGGCGGCGUUAGACCAGUAUCAGGACCCGAUGACCGGCGAGGGCGGACGGUAUCCUUUGAUCGAGCUGGACUGAGAUCCGACGUGGAUUUACGUGAGGACUAUGUGAUAUUUAUGGAUCACUGAUGGUCCAGACCUCAUUGUACUUAUCCACACUGCAUGAGCAACGGAUUGGAUUGGCGGCUUCUCCCAGUUUAUCACAUUCGCUAUGAUUCUCCACUCUCCUGGCCAUGUAUGGGCUACUCCGUCUGGG
Messenger RNA from Aspergillus homomorphus CBS 101889, 1917 nucleotides. Its product is annotated as putative acetamidase. Bases 1 to 1740 code for a protein of 579 amino acids. The transcript has 4 exons. The record is from RefSeq and is a predicted model, not a curated record. Lineage: Eukaryota; Fungi; Ascomycota; Eurotiomycetes; Eurotiales; Aspergillaceae.